Ornithorhynchus anatinus (platypus) is the source of this 2654-nucleotide messenger RNA. It is a transcript of the gene CHM, whose product is annotated as CHM Rab escort protein. Gene Ontology annotation, cellular component: nucleus; cytosol; cytoplasm. The record is from RefSeq and is a predicted model, not a curated record. Gene Ontology annotation, biological process: vesicle-mediated transport; intracellular protein transport; small GTPase-mediated signal transduction. Gene Ontology annotation, molecular function: GDP-dissociation inhibitor activity. Lineage: Eukaryota; Metazoa; Chordata; Mammalia; Monotremata; Ornithorhynchidae.
AUGGGAUGGAAGAAUCGCAAAAAGUGCGAAAAGGAGCUUCCGUCCGGAGGCAGGAUCGUGAGAAGGUGGGAAGAUUAUUCCGUGCUGCUGUUAGGGGUGCACAAAGGAUCUGGAAGGAAAUCUAACGUGAACCAGACCCCGGUUAGUGGCAAAAUUCAUAAGCGCCCGCGCCAGCCGUUCCGCGCGGGGUUGGGGCGUGGGCGGUCACGUGAGGGGCCCGGGCCCCGGGCCUCGGCCGGCGGACAAGAUGUCGGAGCGGCUGCCGCCCGCUUCCAGGUGGUGGUUCUCGGCACCGGCUUGCCUGAGUCCAUCAUAGCAGCCGCGUGUUCCAGGAGCGGGCAGAGGGUCCUCCACGUCGAUUCAAGGAACUACUAUGGAGGGAACUGGGCCAGUUUCAGUUUUUCGGGCCUGUUGUCGUGGCUGAAGGAAUUCCAGGAGAAGAGCAACCGGGGUGAAGAAAGGGCCGGGUGGCAAGAUCUCCUCCUUGAAACGGAAGAAGCCAUUGCUCUGAACCAAAAGGAUGAAACCAUUCAACAUGCAGAGGUUUUUUGUUAUGCCAGCCAAGAUCCAGAGGAGGAGGUGGAAGAAGCGGGGGCCCUGCAGAAGAACCCCGCCUACGGCGCCCCCCUAAACUCUGCCGCCGCUCAGGGCCCUCCGUCCCCACCGGAGGAGGGCCCCUCACCCGAGACGGAGAGCCGGGAGGCGGCCGAGGAGAGCCGCGUCGAGGAGAGGCCGCCGGAGGACGGAUGCUCCGGCGAGGCGGCGCCCGCCCGGCCCGCCCCUUCGGGAGACGCGCCCCCCGAGGAAAACCGGACCCGACGGCCCAGGAGUAGCCCCAUCACCUACUCCCAGAUCGUGAGGGAAGGAGGCGGUUUAACAAUCGACCUAGUGUCCAAGUUGCUUUAUUCUCGAGGACCGUUAAUUGAUCUUCUCAUCAAAUCAAACGUCAGUCGAUAUGCCGAGUUUAAAAACGUCACCAGGAUUUUGACCUUUCGAGACGGAAGAGUAGAACAGGUGCCGUGCUCCAGAGCAGACGUCUUUAACAGCAAGCAACUUACUAUGGUCGAGAAGAGAAUGCUGAUGAAGUUUCUUACCUUCUGUUCGGACUACGAGCAGCAUCCCGAGGAAUACCGAGCUUACGAGGGACGUACCUUUUCUGACUAUUUAAAGACUCAGAAACUAACCCCGAACCUACAGCAUUUCAUCCUCCAUUCCAUCGCGAUGACGUCGGAGGCGGCCACCCCGACCCUGGAAGGUCUCAGAGCCACGAAGAACUUCCUUCAGUGUCUUGGGCGCUAUGGCAACACUCCCUUUUUGUUCCCUUUGUACGGCCAAGGAGAGAUCCCCCAGUGCUUCUGCAGGAUGUGCGCGGUAUUCGGAGGAAUCUACUGCCUUCGCCAUUCGGUCCAGUGCCUCGUAGUGGACAGAGAAUCUGGAAAGUGCAAAGCGGUUAUCGAUCACUUUGGUCAAAGAAUAAAUGCCGACUAUUUCAUCGUGGAAGAUAGUUACCUUCCGGAGAAAAGCUGCUCACCGGUGCAGUAUGGACAGAUCUCCAGGGCUGUGCUCAUUACAGAUCGGUCAGUGAUGAAGGCGGAAUCGGACCAGCAGAUUUCCAUUCUGACGGUUCCCCCGGAGGAGGCGGGGCAUCCGGCCGUCCGGGUCAUCGAGCUGUGUUCCUCCACCAUGACGUGCAUGAAGGGCACCCAUUUGGUCCAUCUGACCUGCACGUCCUCCGGAACGGCAAGAGAAGAUUUAGAACCGGUGGUGCAGAAACUUUUCCGCCCAUACGACGAGACCGAGCCAGGAAAUGAAGACGCGGACAAGCCCGGCAUUCUGUGGGCUCUCUAUUUCAACAUGAGGGACUCUUCCGGCAUCGCCAGGGACUCGUAUACCGAUCUACCGUCCAACGUCUACGUUUGCUCUGGACCCAGCGGGGCUUUAGGCAGCGAUCACGCGGUCAAGCAGGCCGAGAGCCUGUUCCAGCACCUGCUCCCCAACGAAGAGUUCUGCCCGCCUCCACCCAACCCGGAAGACAUCGUCUUCGACGGGGCCGGGAGCCAGCCGGAGGAUCCCGGAUUUGACCACCCGUCCACCCCCGAGUCAGAGACCCCCGAGGGCGGCCCGGGGCCGGAGGGCGGCCAGGAGGGCGAGGGCAGCAAGCUCCCGGAAGAAUAGGCAAGCGCUAGCCCGGAGACUCCUCCCACACCUCCACUGACCCGGCCCCGGCCUCCGUCCGACCUCCGCUGCGGAAGCCCGGUUCCAGAUCGACCUCCACCCACCUCUCGGUCGUGAAUUCGCAACUUGGUAAAGGCGAGUCCGGCGGGGAGGUGGUCCUGUUCCAAGGAGAGUCCGGGGACGCCCGCUUCCUCGGCACCUCGCAGAGGGCCAACCGGUGGCCGUUCCUCGGCCGAGGGCAGGGUGACCAGCCUCCCGCGGACCACGCCUUCUGGGGCCGGGGGCGCCGAGGGAGGGAAGGGGGGCCUUUGAUUGUCUUUUGAGGUCUCCAGACCACAUUUCCUCCACUUGCUCCAAAUGGCGUUCUCUUCCUGAAAGGAGGAAAGUGAAGUUCCCCUCCAAGUCGGGUUCGUACGAAUCAGAAGGAAUAAAAUGACAUAGUCCAGUCGGCCUGAAAUAAAGUCCGUGUCCCUAUUUGA